Molecule: messenger RNA, 3659 nt
Organism: Catharus ustulatus (Swainson's thrush)
Lineage: Eukaryota; Metazoa; Chordata; Aves; Passeriformes; Turdidae
Gene: UBE3B
Product: ubiquitin protein ligase E3B
Exons: 28
Coding region: 356-3568 (1070 amino acids)
Biological process (GO): ubiquitin-dependent protein catabolic process; protein polyubiquitination
Molecular function (GO): protein binding; ubiquitin protein ligase activity
Source: RefSeq, a predicted model, not a curated record
UGGGCUUGGCCCGGCCUGGCCUGGCUCGGUCCGAGCUUUCCGGUAUCAGCGGAACGCUGGGCUGGCUGUUUUCCCUGCGCCGAGCCGCUGCCGCGGUGCUGCUUCUCCUCCCACUUACCGCUUUCCUUGCGGGUGCAGCGAGAUGUAAAUCGGGUGUAAAGGACUCGGAACUGCAGGGGGAAAGUCUAAACCCCCUAAUGAGCCGCAGGGAAUGUGCUUGUCCAUGCAGGAGCUGCCCGAAGCAUCUGGAUGGGGAUCAUGUGCGUGUGUAAAUGAACAUCACACGCUUCUCUUGAAGAAGUGACCCCUCAGGUGUUUGCUGUGAGCAUCCUUUGCUCCCUGAGAGGUUGCAGCCAUGUUCAGUGCCAGCCAAUCAUCCAAGGCCCAGUUCCUGGACAAGGCCCGGCAGGCGCGGGAGGAGCGGCGGGAGCUGAAGGAGAGGGAGAGAGCUGCAGUCCAGCUCCAGGCUCUGGUCAGGAGGUUUCUGUGUCGCUGCCGCCUGCAGAGGGAGAUCAGGAGAGAGGUGGAGGAUUUCUUUGGGACAAAUGAAUGUGGCUCAAAUAAAAGAAGUGCCCUGUCUGUGUUCAGAAUUGCCAGGAAGCUGCUGUUUGUGUUCAAUCCCAAGGAGGACAAGGAGAGGUUUGAAAAGCUGUGCCGUUGUAUCCUGAACAGCAUGGAUGUGGAGAACGAGCCCAAGGUGUGGUAUGUGUCACUGGCCCUCUCCAAGGACCUCACCCUCCUCUGGAUCAAACAGAUCAAAGAUAUCCUGUGGUUCUGCUGUGAAUUCCUCAAGCAGCUCAAGCCUGACAUCCUGCAGGACUCCAGACUGGUGAACUUGCACCUCACAAUGCUGGUCACCUUCACAGACACUUCCACCUGGAAAAUCCUCCGGGGAAAAGGUGAGACCCUGAGACCUGCCAUGAACCACAUCUGUGCCAACAUCAUGGGCCACCUGAACCAGAAGGGCUUCUACUCCGUGCUGCAGAUUUUGCUAACUAAUGGCUUGGCAAGAUCCAGACCUUCCCUUUCCAAAGGUUCCUUAACUGCCAUCUUCUCCCUUGCCUUGCGCCCUGUGGUUGCUGCACAGUUCUCAGACAAUCUGCUGAGGUCCUUCCUGAUCCAUGUCAUGUCUGUGCCUGCUAUAAUGACUCACCUUGCUACUCUCACCCCUGAGCGCCUGGCAGUGAUCGAGUCCCACGAUCUGUUCCGGAAGUUCAUCCUGUUCCUGAGCCGGGAGUCGCAGUGCCGCGAUGUGUGCGUGUGCCUGGAGGGCAGUCACACUCUCUGCUUGCUGGGCAAUCUGGUGUUCCUGGGCUCCAUGAAUGAUCAGGUGCUGGAGGAGGAGACAGCUCAUUUUGUGGGGGUGCUCAUCCAAAUGCUCUCCUACUGCCAGAAGUAUGUGUCCCAGAAGAAAUCCAACCUCACCCACUGGCACCCUGUGCUGGGCUGGUUCUCACAGACUGUGGAUUAUGGGCUGAACGAGUCCAUGCCCCUGCUGACCAAGCAGCUGCAGCACCUCUGGGGAGUGCACAUGAUCAGGAUCCUCUUCAGUGAUGUGCUCAGCAAGAAACUGCUGGAAAAUCAGGAGAUAGCUCAGCUGCCAGCACAGCCAACCUCCCCUCAGAACAGCCUUCCUAUGAAAAACCUGUUCAAGAGAGCUUUCCAGAAGUCGGCCUCGGUGCGGAACAUCCUGAAGCCGGUGGGAGGGAAGCGCGUGGACUCUGCCGAGGUGCAGAAGGUUUGCAGCAUCUGUGUCCUGUACCAAACCACCCUGACCACCCUGACCCAGAUCCGCCUGCAGAUCCUCACAGGUCUCACUUACCUGGAUGAUCUGCUGCCCAAAUUAUGGGCUUUCAUCUGUGAGCUGGGACCACAGGGAGGGUUAAAACUCUUUUUGGAGUGUUUGAACAAUGACACAGAGGAAUCCAAGAGGCUGCUGGCCAUGUUGAUGCUGUUCUGUGACUGCUCCCGUCACCUCAUCACGAUUCUGGAUGACAUCGAGGUCUACGAAGAGCAGAUUUCAUUCAAACUGGAAGAGCUGGUGACCAUCUCCUCUUUCCUGAAUUCCUUUGUGUUUAAGAUGAUCUGGGAUGGAAUUGUAGAGAAUGCCCGAGGGGAGACCCUGGAGCUGUUCCAUUCUGUCCAUGGCUGGCUCAUGGUGCUGUACGAGCGCGACUGUCGCCGGCGCUUCGCUCCCGAGGAUCACUGGCUGCGCAAGGACCUCAAACCCAGCGUGCUCUUCCAGGAGCUGGACAAGGACAAGAAGCGAGCCCAGCUGCUCCUGCAGUACAUCCCACAUGUCAUUCCCCACAAGAAUAGGGUGCUGCUUUUCCGGAACAUGGUGACGAAGGAGAAGGAGAAGCUGGGGCUGGUGGAGACGAGCUCGGCGUCCCCUCACGUCACCCACAUCACCAUCCGCCGCUCCCGCAUGCUGGAGGAUGGAUACGAGCAGCUCCGGCAGCUGUCCCAGAACGCCAUGAAGGGAGUGAUCAGGGUGAAGUUUGUGAAUGACCUGGGGGUUGAUGAGGCUGGGAUUGAUCAAGAUGGAGUCUUCAAAGAGUUCCUGGAAGAGAUCAUUAAGAAGGUGUUUGACCCUGCACUGAACCUGUUCAAGACCACCAGUGGUGAUGAGAGGCUGUAUCCAUCCCCAACAUCCUACAUCCAUGAGAACUACCUGCAGCUCUUCGAGUUUGUGGGAAAGAUGCUUGGGAAGGCUGUGUAUGAGGGAAUAGUUGUGGAUGUCCCAUUUGCUUCCUUCUUUUUGAGCCAGCUCCUUGGGCACCACCACAGUGUCUUCUACAGCUCUGUGGAUGAGCUGCCCUCCUUGGACUCAGAGUUCUAUAAAAAUCUCACUUCAAUUAAGCGUUAUGAUGGUGACAUCAGUGACCUGGGCUUGACCCUGUCCUAUGAUGAGGAUGUGAUGGGUCAGCUGGUUUGCCAUGAACUUGUUCCUGGAGGGAAGACCAUUCCCGUUACCAAUGAAAAUAAGAUCAGCUACAUCCACCUGAUGGCACAUUUCCGGAUGCACAUCCAGAUCAAGAGCCAGACUGCCGCCCUCAUCAGCGGCUUCAGGUCCAUCAUCAAGCCCGAGUGGAUCCGGAUGUUCUCGGCGCCGGAGCUGCAGCGCCUCAUCUCCGGGGACAACGCCGAGAUCGACCUGGAGGACCUGAAGAAACACACUGUGUACUAUGGGGGCUUCCAUGGCAGCCACCGUGUCAUCAUCUGGCUCUGGGACAUCCUGGCCAACGACUUCAGCCCUGAGGAGAGAGCCAUGUUCCUCAAGUUUGUCACCAGCUGCUCCAGGCCUCCACUUCUGGGCUUUGCCUACCUCAAGCCUCCUUUCUCCAUCCGCUGUGUGGAAGUGUCUGAUGACCAGGACACAGGGGACACCCUGGGCAGUGUUUUACGCGGCUUCUUCACCAUCCGCAAGAAGGAGCCGGGCGGGCGCCUCCCGACCUCCUCCACGUGUUUCAACCUCCUCAAGCUCCCCAACUACAGCAAGAAGAGCAUCCUGAGGGAGAAGCUGCGCUAUGCCAUCAGCAUGAACACCGGCUUUGAGCUGUCCUAGGCACGGCCUGGGCUCGGGAUGGGGCUUGGAGCUGCUGCUGGAAGGGGGAGCCCUUCCCACGUGGAGCCUGGAGCAGCCCCGACUGCUCACU